CCUGCUGAGCCUUCCGCUGCUGUUCUGGUUCGGACAUUUGAUCAUGCGGGAAGACGAUUAUCCAUCGGGGCAGAGCUCCGGGCUCAGAGGCUACACGAGGAUCCGACCUGAUGGCAAAUCCCAGUUUCUGGACAUUCACUGUGACAGCUGUGCCUUGGUCUCCAGCUCCGGUCAGAUGCUCAACGCCGGUGCUGGAGAGGAGAUCGACCAAAUCGGUUGCGUGAUCCGCAUGAACAACGCGCCCACCAGCGGGUUCGAGAAGGACGUGGGGAGCCGUACCAGUGUUCGGGUCGUGUCCCACACCAGCGUUCCCCUGCUCGUGAAAAACGAACAGUAUUACUUCCGACAGGAAGCAGACACCACCUACGUCAUUUGGGGUCCCGAGAGGAACAUGAGACAAGAUGGCAAAGGGCCCGUCUUUAACCUCCUCCUGAAAAUGGCCACCAAGUAUCCAAAAGCCAGAAUCUUUGCCAUAACUAGGGAGAAGAUUCAAGACUGUGAUAAUGUGUUUCAGAAUGAAACUGGGAAAAACAGGAUGAAAACAGGAGCGUUCCUCAGCACUGGGUUCUUCACGAUGAUUCUGGCCAUGGACAUAUGCGACGGCGUCACGGUAUUCGGAAUGAUCGACAACAACCACUGCAGUCGAGCCAAUCGCAGCGUCGUUCCGUACCACUACUACGAACAAAACCGAGUCAGCGAGUGCAGGAUGUACCAAGUUCAUGAGAGCACGCGGCGCGGCGGACACCGCUUCAUCACCGAGAAGCUCAUCUAUGCCAGAUGGGCAGCGCGGCACAACAUCCAGUUUAAACAUCCAUCCUGGAGCCUUUGA
Oryzias latipes (Japanese medaka) is the source of this 829-nucleotide messenger RNA. It is a transcript of the gene st6galnac4, whose product is annotated as ST6 (alpha-N-acetyl-neuraminyl-2,3-beta-galactosyl-1,3)-N-acetylgalactosaminide alpha-2,6-sialyltransferase 4. NCBI's taxonomy places the organism in Eukaryota, Metazoa, Chordata, Actinopteri, Beloniformes, Adrianichthyidae. Gene Ontology annotation, molecular function: alpha-N-acetylgalactosaminide alpha-2,6-sialyltransferase activity. The record is from RefSeq and is marked provisional. Gene Ontology annotation, biological process: oligosaccharide metabolic process; ganglioside biosynthetic process.